AUGAAAUUAUCUAUAGUGUACUAUUUUAUUAGUACGGUGUUAUUAUUAAUUAUUAGUCCCCAAACAGUGGAUGCUCAUUUUUUCAAUUGGUUAUGGCACAAAGUAGAAAAACUGUUUAAUAUUGACACUCGUAGAACGUUCGAUUGUGGUUUAUCUGAUUUUCCACAACGUAUUCCUUCAGCUAUUGAUCAACCACGAAUAACAGGUGGAAUAUCAGCUGCCGAACACAGUUGGCCAUGGGUGGUCAAUAUUAUGAAUUUAGGAUCAUUAAAAACUUGUGGUGGAACGAUUGUGAGUCAUGACACAGUGAUAACAGCUGCUCAUUGUAUUGUUGAUGAUACUGAUAUGAUCAAAGUGAUAGCUGGUGCUCAUAAUUUAUUUGGACGUUUAAAUUUAUUCAAUUAUUAUUCCAUUGAAUCUUACAUUAUUCAUCCUGGUUAUGUUAAUUGUUGUGAUUAUGAUUUAGCGGUAAUUAAAAUGGCAAAAUCAUUUGAACGAAGUGAAACAAUCAAUACAAUAUGUUUACCAACAGAUAAAAAUGAACGAUUAAAAAUUGAUACACCCGCGAUCACAGUUGGAUGGGGCGGAAAAUUUCAUAGUGGUAGUUUAAAUGCUUUUGGUUCAUUUUCAUUAAAACAAGGUCUUGUUUAUAUUAAAUCUAUUGACUAUUGUAAGCAAACAUAUCAAACAUUUGAUCCUACGGAUGAACUAUGUGCAACGAACUUAGCAGAUAGUGUCGAUGCUAGAGAAGGAGAUUCAGGUGGUGCAUUAAUGGUCAAAAAUCAAACAGAUAAUCGUUGGUAUCUAUACGGUGUAACAUCACAUGGAUCUAACACCGAAAUAAUUAAACCAGGUGUUUAUUCAUCAAUUAUUAAUAAAUUAGAUUUUAUUAAAAAAUAUUUAUAA
Molecule: messenger RNA, 906 nt
Organism: Didymodactylos carnosus
Lineage: Eukaryota; Metazoa; Rotifera; Eurotatoria; Philodinida; Philodinidae
Source: the annotation of a GenBank genome assembly